AAACAGCCUGUAAAAACGGUUAGACGAAGUCAACCGAAAUAUCGGAAAUAAAAUUGUUUUAACUGACCUGCAGCCGAAACCAUUAAAUGUCCCAUUAGGAACGACCGAAAUGCGAACAUCGUCAAUCCUGAUCAUAUGUUACAUAUCAUUUCUCUACUUGUUCCAAAAGUUAGUCUGUUUAUUAAAUUCAUAAUAAAACAUUAGUCCUCAAAUCAUGGCCAAAUUGGAAGCAUCUGCAGUUAAAAAACAAAAAGCAAAGAAAAGGAAAAAUCCCAAUCCCGAGCAUGAGGAUGAAAUAGCAAAUAAAAGUAUAAUUUUGGAGAACACUACACUUCAAGACAAAGAAGACAGAGAGGAGAAAACACCUCAAGAGAGUGCGAAGAAAUCUAAAAAACGUAAAAACAAGGAAAAAGGUGUCAUCAAAGAGAAACGUACCAAGUCUCAUGCUGGCGAUGAAGACACUGGCCACGAGGAAGAUGAACAAAAUGACAAUGAGGAGGAUGAUAUACAGCAGCCCACAUUGGAGCAGUUAAAGGAGAGUGAAAAACCUGAAAACAAUUUGGCUAUAGUCACAGGACGACAAAAGAAAAAACAAAAGCACUUAAAAUUGUUGGAAGUCCACAAGGGCCAGUCAAUGGAGAAGGAAAAACAACGCAAUGAAGAAUAUCUGAAAAAGUGGAAAGAUUCCCGUGAUGUAUGGAAAUUCGAAAAACUACGACAAAUUUCAAUACAGCAAACCAUGCUGGAGGAGCAUAUGAUGAGUCCCGACCUAUGGGUCGUUGCACUUGAAUAUCUAGGAGGAAGUAAAGGAGCUGCUAAGGAAAAAAUAACUAAAAUUGCCAAUGAUGUUAUCGACGAAAUCGAUACAAAAUGUGAGAAUAACGACGAUGAGACGGUAAAAAAGGAAUUGGUCAAUUCUGUAAAGUACCAAAGAGCGCGAGAUCUUUUGCAGAUAUUCGACUGAAUUUCUCUUUUGGUAGAAACAUAUUGUAAACCUGAAUUAAAUUAAAUUUUUUUUAUUUUUCGACCAUGUUUCAUGUUGUAGCAUAGGAAAAAUUAUAAGUAUAAAUUAUUUUGAAGGAAA
Messenger RNA from Stomoxys calcitrans (stable fly), 1084 nucleotides. RefSeq lists its product as uncharacterized. The transcript has 3 exons. The record is from RefSeq and is a predicted model, not a curated record. The coding region runs from base 215 to 964 and encodes 249 amino acids. Lineage: Eukaryota; Metazoa; Arthropoda; Insecta; Diptera; Muscidae.